Molecule: messenger RNA, 1710 nt
Organism: Drosophila gunungcola (fruit fly)
Lineage: Eukaryota; Metazoa; Arthropoda; Insecta; Diptera; Drosophilidae
Product: beta-1,4-glucuronyltransferase 1
Exons: 3
Coding region: 83-1483 (466 amino acids)
Source: RefSeq, a predicted model, not a curated record
CCUCAUAGCUGUUUGCCAGCGACUGGAUUGUCCAUGGUGGAUUGUGAUCAAAAAACCCAUUAUUCGCGGUCCAAAACUUAGCAUGGGCUCGAAAAGUUCUUGCAGCAGAAGACAUGUCCGCCUUCUGUGCGUUCUUAUACUACUCGGUUUAGCCCUUCUGCUCGUUUGGGGCAACUUGCAGCGGGCUCAGAAGCUUGUCCAGACACCCAAAUCCGAUGGCCCGAAACCGCUGGGGUCGCCAGCUUUGCACGCAGAAUUCCAGCUGGUGAAUGUGGAGCCACCCAAGAUCCCCAGGCGAGAGGACUCUCCCCGCACCAAGGACCUGCAGCUGUUGCUGAGGUGCCGGAACCGAUCCCUCAAGCUCCGGAGACUGCAGCACGGGGAGUUCUGGCUGCUCCAGAACCUGGUGAUUGGCCGAAGGAGUCGUCAUGUGGGGUGCGCCGAGUCUGUAACGUACACCACAAACGGGGACUACACGUUCUUUGACAAUCUUGAAACGGUGGCCUUACGUUGGCGUGCUCCCGUGAGCUUCGCCAUCCAUGCGCCUGGAUACGAUCUGAAUGCCACUCUGGAUGCGAUUCGGUACGUCCGAAACUGUCUGCCGGGCAGCGAGAUCAUCAAGGACUGGGUCACCUUCCACGUGUACUUCUCCCACCUGCACAUGCCACCCUACGUGCCACUUGACGAGUCAGAGGUCCUGGGAGUGGCGUCCAGCUGCAUCCAGGCCAAUGGAUCCCCUGUUCCGCCGCCCUACACCCUGGUCGCUCGCAGCGAGAGCUACAAGGCCAGGGCCAACCUCACCUACCCCAUCAACGUGGGCAGGAACAUAGCCAGGCAGGCGGCCAACACCCACUUCAUCUUCGCCUGCGACAUCGAGCUGUAUCCCAGUCUGGGCUUUGUGGAUCAGUUCCUGGACAUGGUGGCCCGUAACCACAGUGUCCUGGCCCUGGACCCCCAGCAGCCGAGAAGGGUGUUUCCCCUGCCCGUCUUCGAGGUAGAGGCGGGAGUCCAAGUGCCCGCCGACAAGGCUGAGCUGCUGACCCUCUAUCGCAACCAGCAGGCACAGGUGUUCCACUGGAACCUGUGUCGCACUUGCCACAUGAUUCCCAGGCAACAGGAGUGGCUCAAUCAAACUUAUAGCGGAGAUCGGCUGCAGUUGUUCAGCAAAACCCUGCGGAAAAACAAGUUCCGGGCCUGGGAGCCAUUCUACGUGAGCGACAACACGGAGCCACUGUUCGACGAGCGGGUUUCCUGGGAGGGAAGGUCGAACAAGCGCAUACAGAACUAUGCCAUGUGCCUAUUGGGCUACGAAUACCACGUUUUAAGUCCGGCAUUCCUAGUUCACAGUCCAGGGAUCAAAAAAUUCACCGAAAGUGAUUCUUCUCGUCUCAAAUUUGCGAAGGAGAUGACAAAAUUUAUCAAGGACAAAAUCGAACCCGAGUACCGUGUGCUGUUCGGACAAAACUCUGCCUGCAGGACGUGACAUCCAGCUCAUUCAGCCCAGAAAGGAGUAUUAUUUUACUUUUAGCUAUUGUUAGUUCUCAUAACAUCUUAGUACAACAUUGAUGUCAAGUAUAGCACAUGAGUCAAACAAUCAUUCUACGUUUGCUCGCGAUUGUGUGCCCCAAGAGGGCUUAAGGGGAACAUUCAGGAUUAUGAAGCAGAAAAGUACAAUUCCCUGAAGGAUCACUUCAAGGACUCAAAAAUAAA